Molecule: messenger RNA, 255 nt
Organism: Morchella importuna
Lineage: Eukaryota; Fungi; Ascomycota; Pezizomycetes; Pezizales; Morchellaceae
Exons: 4
Coding region: 1-255 (84 amino acids)
Source: RefSeq, a predicted model, not a curated record
AUGAGUGAUUGUUGUCCAGGUUGUCCGUGCCCAACAGAACGUUCUCCCCCUACUUCUAUCCACAAACCACAGAUCUUUACCAUCCCAAACAGAUACCCCGUCAUAGAGAGCGGUACCUACCUACAUUCGAUCAUCAGGAAAACCCCAAUACAAAAAUAUCCGCAUAAGCUAGUUCGAAUGAAGAGGUUUCAGGGAAGUUCCCAUGAUCCACAGCAUAGGGGAGCACGCGAGAAAAACGUGGAAGUAGAUCGAUAA